Molecule: messenger RNA, 1237 nt
Organism: Zychaea mexicana
Lineage: Eukaryota; Fungi; Mucoromycota; Mucoromycetes; Mucorales; Lichtheimiaceae
Exons: 1
Coding region: 90-1223 (377 amino acids)
Source: RefSeq, a predicted model, not a curated record
CCCGCAUCUGCACUGCACUUGAGAGAUAAAUUUCCACACUUCUUGUUUUGUUUUAUUUCCCUUCGAUUUCGCCAUUCUACUCCUCAAUUAUGAUGUCCCAGAGCUAUAGUCACCCUUCACGAUACGAACUAAAAAACCAGCGGACGUCUCAUUUCUCAUCGCAUGCUUCAAUAUACGACCGAGGAAGACAGUAUAAUUGGACUUCCUUAAUUUCGCCCUCUUCACCGUACGAUGACUCUGAACCCAUGCCAAGUAUACCCGUUGCUUCCGCUGCAUAUUUACAACCACAACAGCAACAACAGCAAUUACACCGCCACCAGGAUCAUCAAACUCAAGAACAACAACAACAACAACAGCAUCAACAAAUAGCGCCUUUAUCGCCCCAAAAAUCAAAGCAACUCAAGAAGCCACGGCAAACACAACAACAGCAACAAUACAACCAGCAACCACGCUCAAAUCACCAGCCGAUUAUGCUGACAGUUGAAGAAAAGUUACAACGAAUACCCGAUCCUCCAUUGUGCUUUUGUGGUCAAGAAGCAUUCCAAUCGGAAUCCGACCUUGGCAUCAGUUAUGAUUGUUAUGCUUUACAAAGCAAAGACCGCAAACGUAUCUGCGGAUUCCAUAUCCACAAGCGCGCGUGGGACAGCUUCCGAAACAAGCUGCAAAAGGGCCAAGACUUGGACCAGCACGACUCGGAGCUCAGCAUAUGUCCCUUUUUCAAUUAUACGUUCUGCGUGUGCUUCCAAUAUAUCAACGACUACCCACGACGCUUCCCGCCGACUCCCAAAUGCUUUUGUAGCAUGCAUGUAAUCAUUGCCGAGGUCGAGGAGGAGCAGGAAUGCGGUGGCAUACGGAAACGGUUUGCGUUCAACUGUCCUCAUCAUGCCAUUGACGGCGCCAAACCCAAGUGCACUUGGUCUUGCUGGGCUGAGGAAGUGCCGUUCAGACGUCCCAAAUUUGCAUUGCACUCGGAAGAAGCGGAUGAAUAUUACUUGCCAAUAAUUGCUCGUUGGAAGGGCAUCACUCUUGCUGCCGCCGAGCGUCAUCUGUCCGAACUCUGUGACAGUCGAUAUGAUCAAGAGCAGAGCUCGACGCAAGAACCACGAAGGCAAGAUCAAGCUGUGGUGGAGGAGUUGGAAGAGCAGGUAGACCACCAAGAAGAACGACAGCAGCUGCAGCAACAGGAGCAGCAGCAGGUUCUGCGGAAAGACGAAGAGGAAUGACUUGUGUGGAUUUG